CGUCUCUCCGCACAAAUCCAACACCGCCAGUCAGCUCGCUAACUCCCACCGAGUGCGUCUCUGUCCCCCUCCUCCGAUCGGCGAAACCACCCCCAAAUCUCUCUCCCCUCGGCCUUCAAACCCGAGCUCCGACCGGGCCCUGUUCAUGGCGAACACCGAGAACCGCGAGGAAUUCGCAUUCCCCGCCAAGCGCAAGCCCGAUCUCCCCCGCCGCGAGACCGAAGGAGUAGGAGGAGGAGGAGAUCGCUCCAGCAAAAGCCUCAAGCUCGAACCUUUGGAGAACCUCAACCACACCGGCGGCAACGACGAAAAACCCUCGGAGUCCGGCGACGGGAACGCGCACGGGGAGGGGAAUCACUCGGGGAAGGCCCUGGUUCCAGAGGAAAAGCCAGUGGACGCGGAUGCUCCGGUUGAGGUUGAGGAGGAGGAGGAGGAAGAGGAGGACGGCGAUUACGAUGACGACGACGAAGAGGAGGAUGAUGAUGAUGAUGAUGAUGAAGAGGAAGAGGAUGCAGGCGAUGCAGGCGGCGAGGUGUAUGUGAAGGGUAAGGGGACUCUGAAGGACGAUAAGGGGAAGGGCAAAAUGAUCGUCGAAGAAGAAGACGAGGAUAGUGGCGAUAGCAGCAGCGAUGAUUAUGGCAGUGUUGGCGUUCCUUCGGAGAGCGACAGCGAUCUGUCCGACGAUCCGCUCGCGGAGGUCGACAUGGACAACAUUCUCCCGUCGAGGACUCGGCAGCGGACGGCUCGGCCCGGGGUUUUUAUCGCCGGGGAUCGUAAGGAUGGAGGAGAUGAUCGAUCGUAGGGAUUUGAAGGUUCGUUUAAUUGCUGGUUUUGAAGUAGGAACCUUCUAUUGAAUUGUUGUUGAUGCGAUCGAGCUUGGAGGUCAGGAAUUAUAUCUGAUAGGUGUAGUUGAUCGGCAAAUGUGACACCGAGGGACCGGAAUUUGGCAAUGCUGGUGAUACAUUUUGUAUUGUGACAUGGUCUUUUCCUCAGGCCAAAUUUUUUCUGUCACAUGCCAUCGUUGGAAA
Messenger RNA from Rhodamnia argentea, 1028 nucleotides. Its product is annotated as acidic leucine-rich nuclear phosphoprotein 32 family member B. Lineage: Eukaryota; Viridiplantae; Streptophyta; Magnoliopsida; Myrtales; Myrtaceae. The coding region runs from base 146 to 802 and encodes 218 amino acids. The record is from RefSeq and is a predicted model, not a curated record. The transcript has a single exon.